Messenger RNA from Rhododendron vialii, 451 nucleotides. RefSeq names its product germacrene C/D synthase-like. The transcript is spliced from 2 exons. Gene Ontology annotation, molecular function: magnesium ion binding; terpene synthase activity. Lineage: Eukaryota; Viridiplantae; Streptophyta; Magnoliopsida; Ericales; Ericaceae. The coding region runs from base 47 to 364 and encodes 105 amino acids. The record is from RefSeq and is a predicted model, not a curated record.
UAGUUAUCCUUUGAUUGUUCAUGCUUCAUCAGUGGUUUGCAGGCUCAUGGAUGACAUGGCUGGCCACAAGCAUGAGCAAGAAAGAGGUCACCUAGCCUCCUCAAUUGAAUGCUACAUGAAACAAUUCGGUGCAACAGAAGAAGAGGCUAUCGUUGAAUUCCAGAAACGAGUUACAAAUGCAUGGAAGGACAUGAACUCAGAGUGCCUCCAUCCAACCCCCAUCCCGAUGCCUCUCCUCCUGCUACCUCUCAACUUUGCACGAAUUAUUUAUGUUUUAUUCAAGGGUGGAGAUAAUUACACCCAUUCUGGAACCAAGCUCAAGGGAUUUGUGACCUUAGUACUCGUUGAUUCUGUGCCAACUUGAAAUCUCUUUCGCAAAGAUUGAGUCCAAAGAUCAAGUAAUCUUAUGUAUGCUUUCCGUUGCUUGAAGAAAUAAAAGAGUCUUCAAAAC